AAAGAGCAUUCUUUUUUUUUUUUUCUCUUUAGAUUCUUUCGUUUCAAGUACUCUCUUAUCACUUUCUCUUUGUCUUGAGGAAAAGAAGAAAAAAAAAACUCUGAUUCUAUCUCUGGGCAUUUUCUUUUUCUCUUUUGUGGGACUUGACUAUCGUUUUCUAUAGACCCAGGGACCAAUUUGUGAACCAACAUGUGAAAGUGGGGGGUGGCAAAACAGUGAUAGAGAUUCACAAAAAAAAAAAGAUAGAAAAAAAAAGUUGAGAGAGAUCUAUGGGAGGUUCUUAAUGAUGGCAACGGUUCGUUUUUGCUUUUUGGGAUUUAUCAGGUUUAUGUCUUUGAGUACAUGAUGACGGCUAGCUUAAAGGGCCUGUUGUGGUUGACUGGAAAAUUUCAAGUUAUGCGGCUCUGGUCCUUGAAAAUGAAUGCUUUGUUUUUGAGGAAAUGACUGUGAGAGCUUCAAGUUACAGUGGGAUGUGAGAAAUUUGAGAUUUGGAGAGUGGGAGAUUUAAUGAAAAUGCUAUAUGUUUUGGUAUGUUUGUUUAAGUCAAAAGGGAUUCCACAGUGGUACACAUUGAUGCUUUGAUCAUGACCAGGGGUGUUAGUGAUAGGAUACUCAAGGAUGCAAAUGGUAACAUUAGUGAUCAUCUACGGAACCACAUUCAUUUGACUAAUUGUAUCCACUUGAAGAACCAUAUGCAUAAGCACAGCCCGAUGUUGGCGGAUAGGUCGCUUAUGAGGGACCUUAUAGUACUUCAAAGAUCGCGGUCCCUUAGGGACCCGUCUGCCAGUCCUCCUUCUUGGCAUUCACCUUCUGUUGUUGAUUUGCUUUACAAGAAGGGUGAUAGGGGUGCUGUUCGGGAAGGGAGAAGGUCUUUGGGUGCCGAGGUGCAAGCGGAUGGAAGGAGGGUUUCGGUAAGCUCACCACCUUUAGCUGCAAUGGGUGAAGCUAGUGGGGUCAAUGAAGGAGUACCGGUGACUAGUGAUCGUAGUACUAAGAGUGGAGCUAGAGAUAGUAGAAGAGUUAGGAGAGAAGAAUCUGGUAGGAGAAGUAGUAGGACUGAUCUUAUAGGUGAAAACAAGGAGCCUGUAAUGGAGCAAGAUGGUAAUGAUUUGGCUCCUGAUGCAAUCUCGGGUAAUUCUGAACUGAAGAAUAGGAAGAGUAAAAAGGUAAAAGGGAAGCAAACACAAGUGGUUCAAAUCAAAACUCUAUCCGAGCAAUUGAAUGAUGUGCCCCUGGAUAAUGAUGAUGUAGCAUCUUCAAAUGUUUGUGGCAGGCAUGCUAGACCAGAAAAAACACCUGAAGUCGCUGCCGUCCAUGGUCAUUCAAGUGGAUUAAACAGGGUGAAAAGGCGUAAGUUUCGAGGGACAAGAAGAUCUCGGGCUGCUCCUUCCUCUAGAGAGGUUGGAGUUCAAAAUGAGUUGUCAGUGGCUUCUAAUUCAUUCGCUCAGGGUUCUUUGCAUCCAAAGUAUGGUAUGGAAGAGGAAGAAAAUGAAUAUGAUGAUCGGAAUGUCACUAGGGCCCCUAGAAAUGGGUGUGGGAUCCCUUUUAAUUGGUCGAGAAUCCACGAUAGGGGUAAAACUUUCCUUGACAUAGCAGGGAGGAGCUUUUCUUGUGGUUUAUCGGAUUCUAGAUUACGGAAAGGUCGGUCAGGUUCCCAUGGAAGAAAUGCUCCUGAAAUGCCUGUUGAAUCUGAUCCAUCAAGCUCAUCAGCAAAAUCCAAUGCGGAGGCGCUGCCUCUUCUAAUCGAAGCAUCUGGAUCUCUAGACAGCACCGAGAAUGCUCGUUGGGUGAAUGACUAUUCAGGUGAGCUAGGUAUAUUUGCUGAUAAUUUGUUGAAGCGCAAUGUUGAUUCUGACCUUGCUUCUGAAGCUAGAUUCGGUAACCAACGCAAGCUAGGCAGGAACCUCCGUAGCAGGCACCAAAAUAUAACACAAAAAUACAUGCCAAGAACCUUUAGAGACCUUGUUGGACAAAACUUGGUCUCACAAGCCCUUUCUAAUGCCGUUAUGAAAAGGAAAGUCGGGUUACUUUAUGUGUUUUACGGACCUCAUGGAACAGGAAAAACUUCCUGUGCUCGGAUAUUUGCCCGAGCUUUGAAUUGUCAGUCAGUUGAACAGCCUAAACCUUGUGGUGUUUGCAAUUCUUGUAUUUCACACGAUAUGGGAAAGAGUCGAAAUAUUCGAGAAGUUGGUCCUAUAAGUAACUUCGACUUCGAGAGCAUUAUGGAUUUACUGGAUAAUAUGAUCAUCUCUCAACUGCCUUCGCAGUACAGGGUUUUUAUAUUCGACGACUGCGAUACUUUGUCCUCUGAUUGUUGGAGUGCCAUUUCAAAGGUCAUUGAUCGAGUGCCCCGGCGUGUGGUUUUUAUUCUUGUGAGUUCAAGUCUUGAUAUUCUGCCUCAUAUAAUCGUGUCCAGGUGUCAGAAAUUUUUCUUCCCCAAGCUGAAGGAUGCAGAUAUCAUUUAUUCUUUGCAGUGGAUCGCAUCCAGAGAGGACAUCGAAAUCGAGAAAGAUGCGGUUAAACUGAUCGCAUCACGAUCAGAUGGAUCGUUGAGGGAUGCCGAGAUGACACUCGAGCAGCUCAGCUUGCUUGGGCGGAAAAUCUCUGUUCUUCUGGUUCAAGAACUGGUCGGGCUUAUCUCUGAUGAAAAGCUGGUGGAUCUUCUCGAUCUCGCAUUAUCUGCAGACACGGUAAACACCGUAAAGAGCUUGAGGGUGAUAAUGGAAACCGGUGUGGAGCCUUUAGCUUUGAUGUCACAGCUUGCUACGGUGAUAACUGAUAUUCUUGCUGGCAGUUAUGAUUUCACUAAAGAAAGGCAUAGACGGAAGUUCUUUCGCCGACAACCAUUGUCCAAAGAAGAUAUGGAGAAGCUACGCCAAGCUUUGAAAACAUUAUCUGAGGCAGAAAAACAACUGAGGAUGUCGAAUGACAAACUGACAUGGCUAACCGCUGCUUUGCUUCAGCUUGCUCCAGAUCAGCAGUAUAUAUUGCCUAUAUCUUCCGCUGGCACUAGUUCUCAUCACAGCCCCUUGCCUCUAAGCGAUGUGGACAGAAGACAUGAUGUCCGUAAGAGUUCUAGAGGCUUAUCGAAAAAUGCUCGGCCUGAAAAUCUCCAUGCUGGAAGUUUAGGGAAUUUUGAAACUGGUAUGGUUAACGGUAUACAUUUCGAUAGAAAGAGGCAUGCUGCGUCUGGGAUGGCUCCUCAACAAACAUCAAUAGUCUUUACUGAGAGGCAGAAUUUAGUCAAAAACCGCAACGGGAUCGAAGAAAUUUGGUUGCAGGUGCUUGAGAAGAUUCAAGUUAGUGGUCUAAAAGAGUUUUUAUAUUCAGAAGGAAAGCUGAUCUCUGUCAGUUUAGGCGCAGCACCAACUGUACAGUUGAUGUUCAGUUCACCUAUGACCAAAUCUAAGGCGGAGAAAUUUAGGGGGCAUAUUUUACAAGCAUUCGAGACUGUUCUUGGUUCGUCGGUGACAGUUGAAAUUAGAUGUGAAGCAAAGAAAGAUGCCCGAGCUGGGGUCGGUCCAUCUCAGAUGGUCAUGGAUCCAGAGUCUAAUUCUAGAAAUAGGAUGCAUGCCGGGGUCGGCUCCCAAGCUCAGCAAGCAGGGAAUGAAAUUGUUGAAAUACCAGCUUCUCCAAGAGAAGCCAAGGAUAACGAACAUGCUGAUAACUUUGAAUCUAACAUAAGAGGUUUAACACUGGCCGAUGCUGCAACUUAUAGGAAACCGACAUUGGCAGGAAGACGGAAACUCGGGGAACUAAGUAAGAGUCAAAGCAUCGUUAGAAGUAAAGUGUCCCUCGCACACGUAAUUCAGCAGGCAGAAGGAUGCACGCAACGAAACGGAUGGUCAAAGCGCAAAGCAGUUUCCAUUGCCGAAAAGCUCGAACAAGAGAACCUGAGAUUGGAACCUCAGUCGAAAAGCUUGCUUUGCUGGAAAGCAACUAGAGUAACACGCCGAAAGCUCUCACGCUUGAAGAUUAGGACACGAAGACCGCACUCGUUAUUGAAGUUCGUUUCCUGCGGAAAAUGUCUCUCUUCUAAAUCUCCUAGGUAGGAUAAAUAACAAGAAAAUUUUUGGAUGGCUUUGAAGGGUUGGUGCCUAACUUGAUUGAAUUCAUAUUUACAUUUGUAAUUACCCAUUUUCUUGCUGGUUUACGACGUAAGUUCGAUCUGUGAAAUUUUUUUUUCUUUGAAUAAAUUACAAGCCUUCUUCCACUUCCCUCCCGGAAUUAAUUUCAGCCUAUAUUGAGUUGCUGCGGAUUCGAUUUUCUGCCAUCCAUGGUGGUGGUAACUGAAGAAAUGACCCAAGGCAGGUAUAUAGGGGGGGGGGGGGGCUGAAACCUCCAUAGCCAUAGUGAAAUCUUGGUUUGCCUAGUUCAUAACUUUGUUUAGCGAAUGAGUUUAAAAUUAAAAUAUUUGAGCAAGUGUUACUGUAAUGUAAGGAUUCGAAUGAAUUUUGUUCAUAUUACCUUUUGAUACUGCUUGUGCUCUUGGAAUCC
Gossypium raimondii (Peruvian cotton) is the source of this 4497-nucleotide messenger RNA. Its product is annotated as protein STICHEL-like 3. Gene Ontology annotation, molecular function: DNA-directed DNA polymerase activity; DNA clamp loader activity; ATP hydrolysis activity. The transcript has 6 exons. Gene Ontology annotation, cellular component: DNA replication factor C complex; nucleus; DNA polymerase III complex. Gene Ontology annotation, biological process: DNA repair; DNA-templated DNA replication. NCBI's taxonomy places the organism in Eukaryota, Viridiplantae, Streptophyta, Magnoliopsida, Malvales, Malvaceae. The coding region runs from base 585 to 4052 and encodes 1155 amino acids. The record is from RefSeq and is a predicted model, not a curated record.